Messenger RNA from Heteronotia binoei (common prickly gecko), 1166 nucleotides. It is a transcript of the gene PRRG4, whose product is annotated as proline rich and Gla domain 4. Bases 9 to 713 code for a protein of 234 amino acids. Lineage: Eukaryota; Metazoa; Chordata; Lepidosauria; Squamata; Gekkonidae. The transcript is spliced from 5 exons. Gene Ontology annotation, cellular component: extracellular region. Gene Ontology annotation, molecular function: calcium ion binding. The record is from RefSeq and is a predicted model, not a curated record.
UAUUUUUAAUGACUAGCAUGUCUUUUCUUGACAGAUACCAGGUUAUGUUCAUUUCCUACCUAUCGUUGCUUCAGCUACUGCAAACAUUACUUGCAUUUCCACAUUACCAAAGAAAACUAAAGGUAUCUAAGGAUGCAAUGAAAGAAGUAUUCACCUCAGCAGAGCAAGCCAGUUCUUUCAUUGGACAGCACCUUCUCAGUAACGUACUUGAGUCUGAAAUAUUUAACACAGAUAAUCUUGAAAGAGAAUGCCAUGAAGAACUUUGCAAUUACGAGGAAGCAAGAGAAAUUUUUGAUGACCCAGAAAAAAUGAAGACUUUUUGGAAUGAAUAUGUCUCUAGAAAUUCUGGCACAAAGCCAGAUGGCCAAGAAUCACACGAGAUUGAUGUUAUACUGCUUCUGACUGGUCUAAUUGCAAUUGGAGUGCUAUUGGUUAUAACUGGCUUACUAGUUUAUUAUCUCUGCAAAAGAAAAUGCCCACAAAGACGACCACCACGACACACAGGUUGCCGGCUGCAUAAUCCUUCUGUCUUUAGACGGCAUGAAGAAUUUUCCUUAUAUGCUCUCUCCCCAUGCCCUGAGCACACAGGACUGCCGACCUACGAACAAGCAGUGGCACUAAGGGGAGAUUAUGAUUCUCCACCUCCAGCCUAUCCAGGUCUUUCAGGAAGAUUUAAAGCAUUCAAGAAGUCUCUCUCACUUCCUGGCCCUUAAUUAAUAAAUAUGACUUCAAAAAGGAUGAGACUGAAACUUGACUGAAAGGAUGUGGCUCUUCAGCAUAACUGAGAGGAAGUUGUGUGUGUCAGGCGAACAAGAAAGCCAUCCUUCUGCAAAAUUCUGAUGCCCGAUUGUGAAAGAAUCCUUUUUCAUACUUCUUUCCUAAGAACUGUUGUGAACUUGGCUUUUAUGCAUUUUGAGCCAACUGAUAAUGCCAUUUUUCUUGUCUAUUAUGAACUGAAAAAUUUAAUAGUAUUUUUUAAAAGCCCUGUGUAUUUUUAACUAGUAACUAUUAAUCAGAAUGAAUAAAUGAUACAAUGUACAUGUAACAAGGCAGUGUUAUUUUCCCUACUUCUUGUAAUAUUUUAGAUGAACUGGUUAAUAUUUCAUGUGUGAUGGUGAACAAAGUUUAUGCUUGUGUAUCUAAUUUAAAAGGUCUCACUACCAAAA